AUGGAAAGGGAAAUAGAAUGGGAUAAGAAGGGGAGGCCGCCAUCUAGAACCUUCUGGUCCAACGCUCCUUUCCCUUCCUCAACUGGCUGCCUGGCUCCACCGCGCACUCCUCCCGCGCAGCAAGGCAAGCAAUGGCGCUCUCGUGCCCGCUCGGCGAGGCGACAGCGGCUCCUGCAGCUCAGAGCGGCCCGCGUAGCAUGGGGAGCAGGCGAGCAGUGUCUUCAGCGACCCCGCGGCGAGGACAUAGGAUCAACAGAAUCUGAAGCUGACAAUGCAGAGAUUGAGAGAUUGGAAGUGCGUGCAUCUGCUUUGAGAAAGGAAAUUGAAAGCAAAAACAAGCACGUAAAGAUCCUCAUGGAUCAGCUCCGGGAGCUAAUAUCAGACAUAUCGAUGUGGCAGAGCCCUUGCUCGGUGUGAAAUGUCAGAGGAGAGACCACCAGGACCAGGGGUGGAUGCAUGUUCAAGGCUAUAUUGUGCAUGCUGAUUUGCUAACCUCUUGGAAGGGAAAACAGAAGGUAUCUGAUUGGAUUGCACGAGAAGAAGGAUGUUUUUUCUCGCAAGGGUGGAAACGAACAUGGACAAAGUAUGGAUCAAGUUAUUGAUGCAGAUACAGAUGACAUGUGUGAUGGACGCGGAUUCUGUUUUGGAUGUAACAGUAUAUAUGCAUAUCCUUUGCCGCUUCUGUGAAUCUUCUUUUGAGACUAGAUGCUGUUCGGUCGGGGCAUUUUACGGUGUGAUCUGAUCUUACCAUGAACUAAUCGUUGUAAAACAAACAGACUCUGAGUUAGAGGAAA
Panicum hallii is the source of this 794-nucleotide messenger RNA. Its product is annotated as mediator of RNA polymerase II transcription subunit 30-like. The record is from RefSeq and is a predicted model, not a curated record. The transcript has 4 exons. Gene Ontology annotation, cellular component: mediator complex. Lineage: Eukaryota; Viridiplantae; Streptophyta; Magnoliopsida; Poales; Poaceae. Bases 1 to 417 code for a protein of 138 amino acids.